Molecule: messenger RNA, 2574 nt
Organism: Astyanax mexicanus (Mexican tetra)
Lineage: Eukaryota; Metazoa; Chordata; Actinopteri; Characiformes; Acestrorhamphidae
Gene: slc2a11l
Product: solute carrier family 2 member 11, like
Exons: 12
Coding region: 77-1597 (506 amino acids)
Biological process (GO): monosaccharide transmembrane transport
Cellular component (GO): membrane
Molecular function (GO): hexose transmembrane transporter activity
Source: RefSeq, a predicted model, not a curated record
AGACAUUCAGAGACUCACUGGAUCACCAGGCCUUCGGUGAGGAAAUCACAGCACGUACCAGACCACAGCAGCGGCCAUGACGCACGCCUUCACUCUACUGCUGGGGAGUCCUGUACUGGUGGCGGUGGUUUUAAUCGCUGGAAUUGGAGGAACUUUCCAGUACGGAUUCAACAUCUCUGUCCUCACCUCACCAUCAGUUUAUAUUAAAGAGCUGGUGAACAGGACGUGUGUUGAGAGGUAUGGUCAGUCUCUGGAAGCCUGGGAGCUGUCCCUCAUCUGGUCCUUCACAGUCUCCAUGUACUGCAUCGGGGGGCUGUUUGGCUCUCUUGGGGCCGGACACCUCGCUGCUGCUUAUGGGAGGAAGAGAUGUCUUCUGCUGAACAACGUGGUGGCCAUCUGUGGAGCCGUGCUGAUGCUGCUGAGUAAAACUGCCCAGUCCUUCGAGAUGAUCAUGGCGGCGCGAUUCAUCUACGGCAUCAACGCAGGUGUGGCUCUGACUAUCCACACCAUGUAUGUGUUGGAGUGUACCCCCAAGAGGCUGCGGGGGAUGGUUGGGGUUUCGAUCGCUGGCUUCGUUUCUUUGGGCAAGUUUUUUGGUCAGCUGCUCGGCAUCAGUGAGGUAAUGGGGACAGAAGACCGCUGGCCCUUCUUACUGGCGUUCAGUGGGGUUGUUGGUUUUCUGCAGUUGGCCACUCUGCCCUUCCUCCCGGAGUCUCCUCGCUAUCUGCUGCUUGAGCGCGGGGACAGACAGGGCUGUGAGAAGGCACUGCAGCAGCUGCUGGGGCCGGGUGGAGGCCUGAGUGUGGAGGCGGAGGUGGAGGACAUGCAGGCGGAGCACUUGGCUCUUCGGGGGGUGAAGAGUCACAGUGUGUUGGAGCUGCUGACGUCUCGCUCCGUCCGCUGGCAGCUGCUCACCAUCAUCAUCACCUUCACCACCCUGCAACUGUGUGGCAUCAACGCUGUGUAUCUGUAUUCGUUCGAUGUUUUCCGGGCUGCUGGUAUUCCCGACUACAACUUGCGGUACGCAGCUCUAGGGACGGGACUGUGUGAAAUCUGCACCACCGUCGCCUGUGGAAUUAUGAUUGAGAGCUCAGGGAAAAGAGUGCUGUUGAUUAGGGGGUAUCUAGGUAUGGCUGCUGCACUACUCAUCCUGACCAUCACACUCUACCUGCAGACGUAUGUGUCGUGGAUGCCGUACUGCAGCAUGGUCCUCAUCUUCACCUUCAUCUUCUUCUUCUCCAGCGGGCCAGCCGGUGUGACAGCGCCCCUCCCUGGUGAGAUUUUUUCACAGUCCUAUAAGGGGGCGGGGUUUGUGGUGGCGUGUACGCUGAACUGGGCGGGGCUUUUCUUCGUGGGGAUGGUGUUUCCCCUUAUCGUGGAGCAUCUUGAGUAUUUUUGCUUCCUCAUCUUCUUCUUCUUCUGCUUCUGCUCGGGGGUGUUUGUGUGGUACGCCGUUCCAGAGACACGGAACCGGAGCGCCAUAGAGAUCAGCGCCGAGUUCGACCGAAUGCACAGCAAAGGAAAAACAGCCCCAGAGAGCAAAACCAACACUAUAUACUUAACCCACACUCAGACAGGACAGGCCACCAAACUGUGAUUUAGAUUACUUUAAGGGCGAUACCACAGCAACCACUAAACAAGACCAUAGCAGCCACCUUUCAGUACCAUAGAACCCAUCUAUCAACCACUAAGCAACACCAUAGCAACCCCCUGGAAUACCAAAGCAACCACUAAGCAAUACCAUAGCAACCCCCUGGAAAACCAAAGCAACCACUAAACAACACAAUAGAAACCACCUGGAAAACCAAAUUAAACACUAAGCAACACCAUAACAUUAACCUAGAAUAAUGCAGCAACCAUUAAGCAACACCAUAGCAACCACCUAAAAAACCAAAGCAACCACUAAGCAACACUAUAGCAACCACCUGGAAAACAAAAGCAACCACUUAGUAACACCAUAACAGACACGAUUCAGUACUAUAGAGCUUAUCCAUUGACUACUUAAUAACACAAUAACAUUAACCUGGAAUACCACAGCAACCACUAAGCAACACCAUAGCAACCACCUGGAAAAUGAAAGCAACCACUUAGGAACACCAUAACAGACACGAUUCAGUACUACUGAGCCUAUCCAUUAACUGCUUAGUAACACAAUAACAUUAACCUGGAAUACCACAGCAACCACUAAGCAACACCAUAGCAACCCCCUGGAAUUCCAAAUCAAUCACUAAGCAGCACCAAAGCAACCACCUGGAAAACCAAAGCAACCACUUUGCAACACCAAAGCAUAUGAUAGUGUCCACUGCUCUGUAGCAUCUACCUAGUAACUUUAUAUAGAUUAACUGACAACUACUAAAUACCUUUGUAGCAAACAUCUCCCAACACAAGAGCAAAGACCUAAAAUACCAUGGCAACCACAUAGCAACACCGUAACAACCUCUUAAUAAAAAACAUUUUACCCAAGAGACCACAAAGCAGCAGCCUAGCAACUGCCAUCAUUCUGUGAUUUCUUGAGGACAUACACUUUUCAAAUCUGUUUUCGCUGUUGAAUAAAAAUCCAUACGUAUAUUUUUA